This is a messenger RNA of Cynocephalus volans (Philippine flying lemur), 4900 nucleotides long. RefSeq names its product NFKB inhibitor zeta (gene NFKBIZ). Gene Ontology annotation, biological process: regulation of gene expression. The transcript has 12 exons. Lineage: Eukaryota; Metazoa; Chordata; Mammalia; Dermoptera; Cynocephalidae. The record is from RefSeq and is a predicted model, not a curated record. Gene Ontology annotation, cellular component: nucleus. Bases 95 to 2377 code for a protein of 760 amino acids. Gene Ontology annotation, molecular function: POU domain binding; DNA binding.
CGGUAGUCACUCGAUUCCGCAGCAGCCACAGCGGAGGCGACCGUGCGCAGCGAGCCGGUGGCGCGGGUGUCUGGGUAAGGCCGAGCCCGGGAGCAUGAUCGUGGACAAGCUGCUGGACGACAGCCGCGGCGCGGAGGGGCUGCUGGACGCGGCCGGCGACUGCGGCCUCAUGACCAGCCCGCUCAACCUGGCCUACUUCUACGGGGCUUCGCCGCCGGCCGCCGCCCUGGGCGCCUGCGAUGCCAGCUGCUCGUCGUCGGGGCCCUCGGCUCCCGGUUCGCCCGGCUCCGACUCCUCCGAUUUCUCCUCCGCCUCGUCCGUGUCCUCCUGCGGCGCCGUCGAGUCCCGGCCGAGAGGCGGCGCCCGCGCCGAGCGCCUGCAAGUUGAGCCCCAUAUGGGGGUUGGCAGGCAGCAGAGAGGACCCUUUCAAGGUGUUCGUGUGAAGAACUCAGUGAAGGAACUCCUGUUGCACAUCCGAAGUCAUAAACAGAAGGCUUCUGGCCAAGCUGUGGAUGAUGUAAAGACACAAGGUGUGAACACAGAGCAAUUCUCAGAAUUGAAGAACAUAGUAUCAUAUAGUGGGAAAAGGAAAGGGUCCAAUUUGUUGUCUGAUGGACCAUCUUGCAAAAGGCCAGCUCUGUUGCAUGCCCAAUUUUUGACACCACCUCAAACACCAACGCCUGGGGAGAGCAUGGAAGAUGUUCAUCACAAUGAGUCCAAACAGGACAGCAGUGUCGAUCUGCUUCAGAACAUUAUAAAUAUUAAGAAUGAAUGCAGCCCAGUUUCACUGAACACAGUCCAAGUUAGCUGGAUGAGCCCUGUGGUGGUCCCUCAGAACUCCCCCCGAGAGCAGUGUCAGGAAUUCCAUGGAGGGCAGGUCUUCUCUCCACCUCAGAAAUAUCAACCAUUCCAAGUCAGCAGCUCCUCACAAAUGAUGGACCAGGGAUCCAUGUACCAGUAUUCUCCACAGAACCAGAAUGUAGAGCAGCAGCAGCAGCAGCAGCAACAGCACUACACCCACAACCCAACUCUGGAAUACACUUCUUAUUCCAGAACUUCCCAGUCUCCCAACUAUGAACCAAAUAUCUUUGAUGGUCAAGAAGCACAAUUCUGCCCAAACCAAAGUUUUUCAUCCCUUCUAAGUAGUUAUGGAGAAUCUGAGAAUAUUGCUGUUGCCAUUCAGACUUCCCCCAGUGUCCAGCAACAAAAUGAUGCCCACCUGCAGAACUUCAGCAUGAUGCCGAACAGUGCCUGUGAGUCCAUGGUGGGGCAUGAUGCAGGCUCUGCUUCUUUAAACACUUCACUGCCGUUCCAGAAUAUCAUUGGAAAUCCAAUGAACACCACACAGUUAGGAAAAUCAUUUUUUCAGUGGCAGGUAGAGCAGGAAGAAAGCAAAUUGGCAAAUAUUUCCCAGGACCAGUUUCUUUCAAAGGAUGCUGAUGGUGACACGUUUCUCCAUAUUGCUGUUGCCCAAGGGAGAAGGGCACUUUCUUAUGUUCUUGCAAGAAAGAUGAAUGCACUUCACAUGCUGGAUAUUAAAGAGCACAAUGGACAGAGUGCCUUUCAAGUGGCAGUGGCUGCCAAUCAGCAUCUCAUUGUGCAGGAUCUGGUGAACCUUGGGGCCCAGGUGAACACCACAGACUGCUGGGGAAGAACACCUCUGCAUGUCUGUGCUGAGAAGGGCCACUCUCAGGUGCUUCAGGCAAUUCAGAAGGGAGCAAUAAGGAGCAAUCAGUUUGUGGAUCUUGAGGCAACUAACUAUGAUGGCCUGACUCCCCUUCAUUGUGCCGUAAUGGCCCACAAUGCUGUGGUGCAUGAACUCCAGAGAAAUCAACAACCUCAUUCACCUGAAGUUCAGGAGCUUUUACUGAAGAAUAAGAGUCUGGUUGACACCAUUAAGUGUCUGAUUCAAAUGGGAGCAGCAGUGGAAGCAAAGGAUCGUAAAAGUGGCCGCACAGCCCUGCAUUUGGCAGCUGAAGAAGCAAAUCUGGAACUAAUUCGCCUCUUUUUGGAGCUGCCCAGUUGCCUGUCUUUUGUGAAUGCAAAGGCUUACAAUGGAAACACUGCCCUCCAUGUUGCUGCCAGCCUGCAGUAUCGGGUGACACAGUUGGAUGCAGUCCGCCUGUUGAUGAGGAAGGGAGCAGACCCAAGUACUCGGAACUUGGAGAAUGAACAGCCAGUACAUUUGGUGCCUGAUGGCCCUGUGGGAGAACAGUUGUUGCCUCCUCAGUUCAAGCCUGUGUUGCUUCCUGUCUGGACAAUUGUCACAAUUCCCUGCAUGGCUCUGGAUCCUGCUCUGGACAUUGGAUUCACCCUGAACACUGCUGGCUGGUUUGACUUCCUCAGGCAUGCCCUGACUAGGACACUCUUCUGCUGAGAAACCUUCGCUGCUUCAUCAUUUCCAAGAAAAUGAAGUAGGAAAACAUAUGGUCCAAGUUAUCUUUAGAGAUGCAUGUGUCAUUUUCUAUACAAGUGACCUGCGUCUGGGCCAAGUGGUACCACUCAGCAUGUCCUUAUUUUUCUGUUCCGUUACCUUUCCUCUUGGGUCUAGAGUGAUGUCUAAGUGGUCCCCACCUUCAAAAUCCAUUUCUACCAUGAUGCUUUCUUUGAUUAUCCAACACUUGGAACUUGUCUCCUUUGACUCCACAAAGCCUUUGCACCUCUCAUCCUCACCUCAUUUCCCAUUUCAGUGGUUAUUUAUUUGCUUGUUGACAUUUACCCACUCCCUCCUCGUGAGACCGUAAGCUUUCUGACAAUAUGUCUAAUUAAUAUAUCUAUUUCUUAAAGUAGCUAGUCUAAUAGGACCUCAAUACAAUUUGGCUCAGUUAAAAUAAUAAAACUUUGAUAUACAGACCCAUUCUUGAAAGUAAAAGUCUUGUAGGCAACAGACCACUGGUUAUGAGAGGAGAAAGAGAGAAAUAAUGAUAAUGAUGAUGAUAAUGAUAAUAAUAAUAAAAAGAAGGGUAGUUCAUUUGGGGUAUGAGGUAAUUAUUGGGAUUGGGUAAGAAAAGUAGGAAAUGCAAAGAAGUAUGUGUUCCAAGAAAAGUAUCAAUGACUAGGAUUAUGCUGAAAUAGUGAGGGGGUUUUGAAAGCAGUCUCCAUCUAAUCCCAUUCUAUUUCUUGGCAUAGUGUUAUGAUUAAUCUUCUAAGACAGAAGACAUGCUGGCAAACUGCCCUGUAUUUGAAAAUAAAGGAAACGCCCUGGAAAGAAUGAGAUGCGGUAAAGAGAGGAAAUGACAGUGUACUGAAAAGACUAGCUGUAAGUCAUCACAGGAGCACCCCAAAUCUUGGCAUAUGUCAGGCAGGCUGAUGGGAUCCUGGUGUUCCUCUUGCUACUAUGUAAAGGUAAUAGUCACUUUGACAGAAGCAGAGAUAAAGCAGCCUAACUACAUGGAGGAGUAACUUCUCAGGUAACUUCUAACCUUAAAGGUUUUGGGACUGUAAGUGCUGAAUACAUAAUGGUGCUCAAUAAAAGCUUGUUAAUUGACGGUCCACAGAUUUGUGACAGAACUUCUCAGAGUCAGAUUCUUCCAGGGUGGGAUCUAAGAGUAAGGCAAGCAACUCAGAAAAUGCCUAGGUUUGCCAGGUCACUCAGUGUCAUUGAGACAGGUAGGCUUGACUUGGUUAGGAAUUAAUAAUAGUCACAUCUUACUCUUCCAGAAGCCAUUUAUAUUACAACCUUAAAUCAUACAUGAGAACUUGGUUACAAUCCAAGAAGGUCUUUGAGCAGCCAAGUUAAAUAUGAAUUUAAAAAGUUUUAAAAUCUAGCCAUUAUGAAUAUGGAGGUUUCUCAAAAAAUUAAAAAUAGAACUACCAUAUGACCCAACAAUCCCACUACUGGGUAUAUAUCCAAAGGAAAUGAAAUCAGUAUGUUGAAGAGAUAUCUUCACUGCCAUGUUUAUUGCAACACUAUUCACAAUAGCUAAGAUAUGGACUCAACCUGUAUACAUCAGUGGAUGAAUGAAUAAAGAAAAUGUGGCAUAUAUACACAAUGGAAUACUAUUCAGACAUAAAAAAGAAUGAAAUCCUGUCAUUUGCAAGAACAUGGAUGAACCUAGAGGACAUUAUGUUAAGUGAAAUAAACCAGACACAGAAGGACAAAUACCACAUGAUCUCACCCAUAUGUGAAAUCUAAAAAGUCGAACUAGUAGAAAUAGAGUAGAGUAGUGGUUUGCAGAUUCUGGGAGAGAAGGGGGGAGAGGGAGGUGGAGAGAGAUUGGUCAAUGAGUAAACUUGCAGUUAGAUAGAAGGAAUAAGUUCUAGUGUUCUAUUGCACAGUAGGGUGACUAUAGUUAACAGCAAUACAUUGUAUAUUUCAAAAUAGCUAGAAGAGAGAGUUUUGAAUGUUCUUACCACAAAGAAAUGACAAUCGUUUGUGGUGAUGGAUAUGCUAAUUACCCUGAUUUGACCGUUAUACAUGUAUUGAACCAUCAUACUAUAUCCCAUAAAUAUGUACAAUUAUGCAUCAAUUAAAAACAAAAUAAAACUUUAAAAAAGUUCUUUAAGAUGAAAAUACCAGUUUAAAACCCUGAUUAGGUUUCUUCUGGUUAAGACAACAGACAUCUAUGUGGUUGAAAAAUUUCCAUUUUGUUAUGAAUUUGUCUGAAAAAAUAAUAUACCAAACACAUUUUAAAGCAUAAUAUAGUGUGUUGACUGCUCCACUGAAUACAUUCUGAAAAUCAAGAGGCACUCCCUGAGACAGUGAUUUUGGUGAAUUUUAUAUAAAUUGGUUGGCAUUCAGGGUUUGUGAUUGUUACCCCUCCUAUAGCUUUGUGUGUCUUGAUUUGAACGCAUGCUGGUGACUCAGGGAAAACUUAUUUACCUGUCAUUUUACCAUCAAGUACAUCAUUAUAAUUACAGCAAGUAAAGACCGAGGAAAUGGCCAAGUUAUUAACAUUGA